UACACUUCGGCGUCUGUAUUUUACUCAGCACUUCGACUGGCAAACACCGCGAGCUGAUUGACAGACUGCUGUUUUUCCUCGGUGAGUUGGUCACUUUCUCAACUUCAUCGACAGUUUUUUUCGGAGCGGUUCUUCAGAGAGUGACAGGAGCGGUGAGCGGAGUCGGACGGAGUUUAGUGCCAACUGUUGCUCAGGUUGCCAUUAAGUGUCAAAAAUAUGGCAAACUCGGGCGUUCAGUUGCUUGGAUUUGGUCUCUCUCUGACUGGCAUCGUUGGACUGAUCGUGGGCACCAUCCUCCCGCAGUGGAAGAUGUCCGCGUACGUAGGGGACAGUAUUAUCACGCUGGCCACUUACCAGGGACUGUGGAUGUCCUGCGCGUUUCAGAGCACCGGACAGCUUCAGUGCAAAAUCUACGACUCCAUUCUGCAAUUAGACAGUGAUCUUCAAGCGACCCGUGCUUUGAUGAUUGUGGGUAUCAUUGUGUCCAUUGCCGGUCUUGGUGUGGCCUGCAUGGGCAUGAAGUGCACCACUUGUGGAGCUGAUGACAAAGUUCGCAAGGCUCGCACGGCCAUGACAGGGGGCAUCAUACUGCUAGUGGGAGCCCUCUGUGCAGUUGUUGCCUGCUCAUGGUUUGCCCACAAUGUGAUCCGAGCUUUCUACAACCCUUUCACUCCAGUCAACACCAAGUUUGAGUUUGGAGCAGCCAUUUUCAUUGCUUGGGGCGGGUCAUUUCUUGAUGUUCUCGGUGGAGCCAUGUUGGCUGCCUCUUGCCCUCGAAGUAAACAAGUGUCAAAAUAUCCUAAAAGUAACUCUGCACGGUCUGCCAGCAGCAACAACAAAGAGUAUGUGUGACCAAGACUGCCCCCCACUGGACAGAUACUGCACCAACUUCAGAAGGUGAAAAAUUUCUUCAACAAAAUAAUGAACUCAAUAAUGAAGGUUGAACAGCUGUCACUGAGAAAGACAACAGUUUACAAACUGUCUAAUGUCCCAUUAUAAAAAGGGCAAUCAGUUGUCCAAAAAUUCAAAUAAAUAAUGUAUUUACAAACUCUCUGGGAGUUUUGGAAAUGGAGGACUGUAGGAAUCUAGUGCCAGUACAAAUACUCACAAGAUAGCUUUGAGCCCUCAGUGUUUCAAUGAAGAAAACAACUAGGUUGGUUUCUCUGUUUCAAAGAAGAGAAACUUGGGUAGUGGGUCAUAUAUGUUGGUGUUUUCAAAGUGCCCACUAGGGAGCACUAUAACCAACACAAUAAGCAGGUGUUGCUCAAAAUGGAGGCAGAUUUUUUAUUUUUAAGAUUUGCUUGUUUUUGAGUAUUUAUCCCACCGAAAUGCUAACCUUUUUAAUACUCAUUUGAGCCACUGUUAUGUAAUUUCAUGUAAUUGCAGAGGGUCAAAAAAGAUCCUGAACAUCAUGGGUUUUUUUUUUUUCGUUUGCUUAACACAUUGCAGUAUUAACUCAUGUUCAUUUUAUCAUCCAUGAGCCUAUCUGAAUAUCUUUUACUUACAAAAGUUUCAUGAUAAUGGCAGUAUUAGUUAUUGUUUACACACUUGUUUUACAUGCUUAUUUUCAAUAAAGUUGGCUUUCAUUGCAUCAGGCUGGUUAUUAU
This is a messenger RNA of Sinocyclocheilus anshuiensis, 1607 nucleotides long. RefSeq names its product claudin-7-A-like. Gene Ontology annotation, cellular component: membrane; bicellular tight junction. NCBI's taxonomy places the organism in Eukaryota, Metazoa, Chordata, Actinopteri, Cypriniformes, Cyprinidae. The transcript is spliced from 5 exons. Bases 217 to 852 code for a protein of 211 amino acids. The record is from RefSeq and is a predicted model, not a curated record. Gene Ontology annotation, molecular function: structural molecule activity.